This is a messenger RNA of Vicugna pacos (alpaca), 1896 nucleotides long. It is a transcript of the gene KRT23, whose product is annotated as keratin 23. Gene Ontology annotation, biological process: intermediate filament organization; epithelial cell differentiation. The record is from RefSeq and is a predicted model, not a curated record. Gene Ontology annotation, cellular component: cytoskeleton. NCBI's taxonomy places the organism in Eukaryota, Metazoa, Chordata, Mammalia, Artiodactyla, Camelidae. Gene Ontology annotation, molecular function: structural molecule activity.
UGGACAAUGGAAAAACUCCACGGAAAGAUUAGAAAGACACCUGAGACUAAUACCCACUAAGGUCAUGAGCCACACCCCCGGGUUACCACUGAGUUGGAGAAGCAAACUGGUUUAUCAAUGCAGCUCUAAACAACAACAUCGUGUGUGAAAACCCAGGGGCGCUUUGGGAUUGACCAAGAGGAAACACAUGUUGCACAAUGAUAGGAUCUUGUUGGUACAGUUGUCAGAGAAGGGAACUCCCACGGCAAAGGGCAUAAAACCAUCCAGGGCAGUCUGGGGCGGCUCAGUUUUGCGGUGCCAGGGAGCCGACCAGAGCCCAGCCCUGGCCCAGACCCAGAUGGGACCAUGAACUCCAGGCACAGCUUCUGCCAGACCCCCUCAGGCUCCCGCCAUGGCCCAGGAGGUGGCUGGGGCAGGCCAGAGAGCUUCCCCCGGGCUCCUAGCGUCCAUGGUGGUGCGGGAGGUGUCCGCAUCUCCCUUUCCUUCUCCUCACCAAGAUGCCCGCCCCCUCGAGGGUGCUGGGAGUCUGGAAGAGGUGGUUCCCUCCUCGGUGGAAAUGGGAAGGAAAUGAUGCAGAACCUCAACAGCCGCCUGGCCUCCUACCUGGACAAGGUACGCGCCCUGGAGGAGGCCAACACGAAACUCGAAAGUUGCAUCUUCAAGUGGCAUCAGCAGAGAGAUCCGGGCAGUAAGCAAGAUUACUCCCAAUAUGAGGAAAACAUCAGCCACCUGCAGGAGCAGAUAGCAGAUGGCAAGAUGAUGAACGCUCAGAUCAUCCUGCUCAUUGACAACGCCAGGAUGGCGGUGGAUGACUUCAGCCUUAAGUAUGAAAAUGAACACUCCUUCAAGAAAGACUUGGAAACUGAAGUUGAGGGUCUCCGGAAGACCCUGGAUGACCUGACCAUCGUCACAACAGACUUGGAACAGGAAGUGGAGGGGAUGAGGAAAGAGCUCAUCCUUAUGAAGAAGCGUCAUGAGCAGGAAAUGGAGGAACAUCGUGUGCCAAAUGACUUCAAGGUCAAUGUGAAGGUGGAUACAACCCCGGGAGAAGAUCUGAUUAAGGUCCUGGAGGAUAUGAGGCAGGAAUACGAGCUUAUAAUAAAGAAGAAGCAUCAAGACUUGGACACUUGGUAUAAAGAGCAGUCGGCAGCCAUGGCCCAGGAGGUGGCCAAUCCGACAGCCGUGCAGAGCAGCCAAAGUGACAUCCACGAGCUGAAGCGCACUUUCCAGGCCCUGGAGAUUGACCUGCAGGCGCAGUGCAACAGGAAAUCUUCUUUGGAAAGCAUGUUAUCGGAGACCCAGUCUCAGUACUCCCGCCAACUCCAGGACAUGCAACGGAUCAUCUCCCACCACGAGGAGGAGCUGAUGCAGCUACGCCACGACCUGGAGUGCCAGAGCAACGGAUACAAGGUCCUCCUGGGCAUCAAAACCCACCUAGAGAAAGAAAUCGCCACCUACCGCCAGCUUCUGGAGGGAGAAAAUGAGGGGACAAUGGACUCUAAGGACUCUAAGUUGAGUGCGAAAGCAUCUGCAGCUCCAAAGAUCAAGGCCAUCACCCAGGAGAGCGUCAAUGGAAGAAUAAUUCUUUCUCAAGUGAAUGAGAUCUAAAAGUAUGCGUGAGGUCUAUAAAAGUUGCCUGCUGCAAAAACGAUUCCCCCCCAAUGGAACGCCCUUGCCCACACACAAACGGGUGAAUUCUAAGAGGUGUCCAUGGAGUUAUGAACCUCAGAAGCUUUUUUCUCUCUGUUACAUUCUCACCAGAUGUUCCAUAACGAUCUUAUGCGCUUUUUCAAAGUGUGAGCUCAUGAGCUUAACGCUCCACAUUCGCACUACAGUCAUCAGGCUCCCAUCGUUGUGCAUCUGUUUCAUGGCCAAUAAAACUCCACACCAACGGCA